This is a messenger RNA of Arachis stenosperma, 3815 nucleotides long. RefSeq lists its product as uncharacterized. Bases 152 to 2884 code for a protein of 910 amino acids. The transcript is spliced from 6 exons. The record is from RefSeq and is a predicted model, not a curated record. NCBI's taxonomy places the organism in Eukaryota, Viridiplantae, Streptophyta, Magnoliopsida, Fabales, Fabaceae. Gene Ontology annotation, molecular function: mismatched DNA binding; ATP hydrolysis activity; ATP binding. Gene Ontology annotation, biological process: mismatch repair; negative regulation of DNA recombination.
GACACCGUUUAGCUCUCUACGCCAUGGAUAGGAUCACGUAAUAGGAUAGCCAAGGAGUGAGUAAACAAACAAGAAAACUGAAAUUCGGAACCCAAUUCAUAAACCGUUCCCCAGAGUGAGUUGGACUCAGAAACUCGGCACUGACUCAGCGAUGCAACUCAGCAGCUGCACCAUUAGCUGCACCAGAAAGCUCUUCAUUUCCCCUAACAAAUCUUCGAAGCCAAAGCCUUUUUCCAAGCGGUGGUUAUGCUUGACGAUCUCCAACUCGGCCGAGUUUAACUCACUGGAAUCGGAGACACUAAAGACACUGGAAUGGAGCUCCGUGUGCAAGCAGGUGGCGGCAUUCACCUCCACAUCCAUGGGCUCCUCUGUCGCCAACAACGCCCGCUUUCCCGUCGGCCGCUCACCUCAGGAGAGCCAGACGCUUCUCGAUCAAACCACGGCGGCGAGGCUUAUCUCUCGGCCGCCGGACUUCUCCGAAAUUGAGGACAUAUCGGAGAUUGUCGCCGUCGCCAGUUCCGGCCAGCUGCUAACCAUCCGAGAGCUCUGUACCGUUCGUCUCACGCUUAAAGCCGUUAGGGAGGUGUUCCAGUAUUUGGAACAGUUGGCUUCGGAUUCUAAUAAUCCAGAGAGGUACUCUCCACUUCUCGAAAUAUUGCAACAUUGUAAUUUCCAAGUGGGCUUGGAGCAGAAAAUAGAGUUUUGCAUCGAUUGCAAACUUUCUGUUAUUCUUGAUAGAGCAAGUGAAGAGCUGGAGAUAAUCAGAUCAGAAAGAAAGAGGAAUAUAGAAAAUUUGGAUUCUUUGUUAAGGGAAGUAUCUUCUCGAAUAUUUCACGCUGGGGGUAUUGACAGACCAUUAAUUACUCAGCGUCGAUCUAGAAUGUGUGUUGGUAUUAGAGCUUCCCAUAGAUACUUGCUUCCAGAUGGUAUAGUUCUGAAUGUUAGCAGUUCUGGAGCAACAUACUUUAUGGAACCCAAAGAGGCAAUAGAUCUUAACAACAUGGAAGUUAGACUUUCAAACUCCGAGAAGUCUGAGGAAAGAGCAAUUUUGAGUUUGCUCGCAUCUGAAAUUGCAAAUUCAAAACAGGAGAUAAAUGAUUUAUUGGACAAGAUUCUUGAAGUUGAUCUUGCUUUUGCAAGGGCAGCUUAUGCUCAAUGGCUGAAUGGGGUAUGUCCUACUUUCAGUUUAAGCAAUUUUGAAGGCUGUGAUUCCGUUGAAGAGAACAAUGAUUUAACAGUAAGUAUUGACGGUAUAAGGCAUCCAUUACUUCUGGAGUCCUCUCUAAAAAACUUUAAAGAUGGUCUUGCACUAGGGUGUGUAAAUGAUGCUGAUAUGGGUAAUGGAAAUGGAGCUCUGAAAUCUAAAAGUAUGUCAAAAGGUACGUAUGAAUUCCCUGUGCCAGUGGACUUUAAAAUUAGACAGGGAACCAGAGUGGUGGUCAUCUCAGGACCUAACACUGGAGGGAAAACAGCUUCCAUGAAAACGUUGGGCCUGGCAUCGCUUAUGUCGAAGGCUGGAAUGCAUUUGCCUGCCCAGAACUGUCCAAAACUGCCUUGGUUUGAUGUUAUCCUGGCAGAUAUUGGAGAUCACCAGUCCCUUGAACAAAAUCUAUCAACUUUUAGUGGGCACAUCUCACGUAUCUGCAAGAUUUUGGAAGUGGCCUCGAAACAGUCACUUGUUCUUAUUGAUGAAAUUGGCAGUGGAACUGAUCCUUCAGAAGGUGUAGCCCUUUCUACCAGUAUCUUGCAAUAUCUGAAGGAACGUGUUAAUGUGGCUGUUGUGACUACUCAUUAUGCUGAUCUAAGUAGAAUGAAGGAAAAGGAUACCGGUUUUGACAAUGCAGCAAUGGAAUUUUCACUUGAAACAUUACAACCAACUUAUAAGAUCCUAUGGGGAUCCACUGGUGAUUCUAAUGCAUUGAACAUAGCACAGUCAAUUGGCUUUGACAGAAAUAUAAUUGAUCGUGCACAUACAUGGGUAGAGAAGUUAAAGCCAGAACAGCAGCAAGAGAGGAGAGGGAUGCUCUAUCAAUCAUUACAGGAGGAGAGAAACCGAUUAAAAGCUCAGGCUGAAAAGGCAGCAGCCAUUCAUGCAGAAAUUUUGAACACAUACUACGAGAUCCAAGAUGAAGCAGAGGACCUUGAUAAACGUGAGAUGGAACUUAUGGCAAAGGAAGCUCAGCUAGUCCAACAAGAGCUAAUGGAUGCAAGAUCUCAGAUCGAAACUCUGAUACAGAAGUUCGAAAAGCAACUCAAAAUUGCUGAUCGAGAUAAACUCAGCUCACUUAUUAGAGAGACUGAAUCAGCAAUAGCCUCCAUUGUAAAAGCUCAUACACCUGCAGAUUCAUUUCCCAUCAGUGAAGCUGAUCGUGCUUCAUAUACUCCACAACUUGGGGAGCAAGUUCGUGUCAAGGGAUUGGGAGGGAAAUUAGCCACAGUGGCUGAAUCACCUGGGAAUGAUGAUACAAUCUUAGUACAGUAUGGCAAAGUGAAAGUCCGUGUGAAGAAAAGUAGCAUCAGAGCUGUUCCGUCGAGUGGAAAGAAUGUUGUCACGGGUUCUUCCGCUCUCCAGGGGAGACAGAAUGGAGAAUUGAGGAGAAAUUCAGAGACCAACAGCAACAUAGAACCUUCUUAUGGUCCGGUAGUGCGGACAUCUAAGAAUACAGUGGAUCUGCGAGGUAUGCGACUGAAAGAAGCUUCCAUUAAGCUUGAGAUGGCAAUCACCGAAUGCAGGCCAUACUCUGUUCUUUUUAUUGUACAUGGCAUGGGAACCGGUGCUAUUAAGGAGCGAGCACUUGAAAUUCUGCGAAAUCAUCCACGUGUUACUAACUAUGAACCAGAAAAUCCAAUGAACUAUGGUUGUACCAUUGCUUAUGUCAAAUGAUGAAGCAUUCUACUACACAUCUUUGUCCCUAUAUACAACUUAUGGUCUCUGUAUAAUAGGCACCAAAGGCAGGUACGGAGAAACCCUAUACCUAUCCUCCACGGCGGCCAUUACUGCCUCAUUGUACUUCGCCGUGCAGUAUGCUGCCGUUGGCAGCAUUGUGCCCACCAAGCGUGGGAACAACGGCAGCGAGUUCAGCCUUUGCCAGGCCGAGGCUGCAUAUUGCUCUGCCACUGGCUCGUACCUCUCAUACAGCUCCUUUGCGGACGGCUCAUACUUGGUAUAAACGUUUUUCAUGGCUUCAGUAAUGGUGUCUCUCGCGGCAGCGGGAGCAACCUGCAUGGCAGCCACAGAGGCAUCAACCUUCUUGUCGGCAUAGCGGAGGAUCUCGUUGGGGACAAGGUGGUAAUUGUUGUAGAUGGGUUCUAUGACGUUCUUCAUGCACUCUUCCACCGUCUGAACGCCGGGCUUCAAGGAGCCAGAGCUGUCCUUGGCAUAGUUGUAGGCAGCGGACCACCGCAUUAGGGCUUGUGUGCUUGCAGCGUGCACGAACCCAAGGUACUUUAGCUCUUGUGCUUGUGCUUGUGGUUGCUCUUCUUCGAUUUCAGAUACCUGAAAAAUUAAGUGGUUUGCAUAUUAUAUUGCAUGCAUGCAUGAACGAAAUUAUUAAAGAUUAAACGUGAAAAUAAACUAAAAAUUAACAAAUAGAGGAGGAUAAUUACGCUUACGUAAGGUACCUGGUUCUGGUGUGAUUGGGAUGCCAUGAAAUAAAGGAGUAGUUUGGUUUUGAUUAUGAUGAUUGGAUAAUAAGAGGUUUUGUCUGGAGGUAAUAUGAGUUUGUAAAUUUGGGAGCUUUUGUCUUUUUACUAUAAAUAUUGUUGCGCUACUUUUGAUUAUAUUCUUUUGUAUAUAUUUUUGUUUUGGUAUUAAA